AUGUCCACUGCCGUCUCUCAUCCCACCGGUUCCCCUGUGCUGCGCCCGCGUGCCACCAAGAAGGAGUUCAAGGAGAACCAGGAACCGACGAAAACCCCCAGCUCAAGUGGCCAAUCCACACCCGUUCCCGAUGACGCCCCCCCUUCAGCUCACGUCUUGUCCCAGGCUAGGAAACAGACCCGAGCCCGGAGGAUCUUCUACUCGAUCGACUAUACCCCCCGCGUCUCCUAUCUCGACCCCAGGAGCGAUUAUCACAAAUUCGGUGGCUUCUUCAACCUCUUCUGGAUCGGCUUGCCCAUCAUGUUCUUCACAAAGGUCGCGAGGAACUACAAGGAGACCGGAAAUAUGCUGCUGACCGGCCCGUGGUCUCUGUUGGUCGCCAAUAUCUGGUCGCUGGCUCUCAGCGACCUGGCUAUGGUCUCUACCACGGCCUUGUCUUUGCCGCUGCAUCGUCUUUACCGGAACAGUAACGGGUGGCUUCGGUGGUCGCGUGGCGGCAUAGUCGUGCAGAGCUUGUAUGAAUUGGGCUGGUUUAUUCUAUGGGUGAACUGGCCAUUCAUGCUCCAAUGGACCUGGACCGCUCAAGUCUUCUUCAUGCUCCACACCCUCACGUUUCUCAUGAAAAUGCAUUCCUACGCCUUCUACAACGGCCACCUGAGCGAAUCCCAGCGUCGUCUUGCCGAUCUCGACAAGCCCAAUCCAAAAACCACGUCCAUGAGUGCUGCCGUCCGCUACCCCGAAACAGCCAGCGGAACCCGACCGCCGAAAGAGAAACACCACGACAACUGCCAUCAUGACGGCGACUUCCUCGCCCAGCUUCGUGAAGAUCUGGCCAUGGAACUGACCUCGCCGCUUGGCCGCGUCACAUACCCCCAGAACCUCACCUGGCUUAAUUACUUGGACUACGCGUUCUGUCCGACCAUCUGCUACGAGAUCGAGUACCCCCGCAGCGAAGGCCGGAGCUGGUCCGAAGUGGCCAUCAAGGUCCUCGCGGUCUUCGGAUGCAUCUUCUUCCUCAUCCUUCUCAGCGGAGAGUUCAUCACGCCCGUCCUGAUCGAUGCCCAGUUGGAAAUCCGUGAAGCGAGAAGCCCCUCGGAGACUGCCUUGAUCCUCGCCGAGACUAUCAGCAUGCUGAUGUUUCCCUUUAUGAUUGCCUUCCUUCUCGUUUUCCUCGUCAUCUUCGAAUAUGUCCUUGGGGCCUUUGCGGAGAUUACUCGGUUCGCUGAUCGGAAAUUUUACUCGGACUGGUGGAAUUCAUGCGAUUGGCUCGAAUUCUCCAGCGAAUGGAACAUCCCCGUCCACCACUUCCUCCGGCGACAUGUAUACUUCCCGACGAAAAUCCACUUCUCCAAGCCAGUUGCCAUGUUCGUCACUUUCUUCCUCAGCUCCGUUGCUCACGAGCUCGUCAUGAGCUGUAUCACGCAUAAAAUGCGCUGGUACGGAUUUUCCCUCAUGAUGUGCCAGUUGCCCAUUACGUCGAUACAGAAGUCGAAGAUUUUUAGGGGGCAUAAGACGAUGAAGAAUGUUCUUUUCUGGUAUUCGAUGAUACUGGGUCUUGCGAUGAUGUGCACUCUUUACGUCCUUGUAUAA
Messenger RNA from Monascus purpureus, 1590 nucleotides. The record is from the annotation of a GenBank genome assembly. NCBI's taxonomy places the organism in Eukaryota, Fungi, Ascomycota, Eurotiomycetes, Eurotiales, Aspergillaceae.